UGUGAUAAGUCCCGACCGGCCACACCUCGCAAACAACGAUUCAUAAGAGGAACCUUGGCCACACUCUAUCCCUUUCUUCUCUUCCUACGUACACAUAAAUUCACUCUCCCCAUUUCUCUCGAUCUCUGACUCACUCACUCAUUCCAACGCCAUCCAUCUAAAUACAAUUUCAUUCUCAUCUUCCCUGGCUCUAUCUACUUUUCAUUAUCAUUCCCAAACCCCAUAGUCAUCCCAAAUGGGUAUCCUCUCUUGGUUUAAAGGAGGCAACAAUCCGACUCCCACCGCCGUGAAAACCACCGAAAAGCCCAUCGUUUCGUCGGAAAAACCAACCUCAACCUCAGAAGAAGUUUCGGGAAUGAACGGAGCAGUGGCGGUGACCCGACCCGCUCCAAACAUGGAUGUAACCGUAUUUGAAUUCGGGUCAGUUGCUGUUUCAUCUGAUAAGGUAACUCUUGCUGGAUAUUGUCCUGUUUCUGAUGACCUUGAGCCUUGUCGUUGGGAGAUUUUGCCCGCGAGUGGCUCCGACGCCCCUCAGUUUCGCGUGGUGUUUUGAUUUGAUUUUUAGAUGUUUUUGAGAGUUUGGUUGUUUGAAAUAAGGAGAUGUUUUGUUCGUUGUGUAAUUUUAAUUUAAUUUUAGAAAAUGUUGACAAGGACCAGAUAUGGGUCAGUCAAAUAGUUGGACUAAUUGUUAUAUGUUUUUUUGGCUGAGGUAUCUUGUGGAUUGCUGUUGAUUA
Messenger RNA from Erigeron canadensis, 734 nucleotides. RefSeq lists its product as uncharacterized. The transcript has a single exon. Bases 236 to 553 code for a protein of 105 amino acids. The record is from RefSeq and is a predicted model, not a curated record. Lineage: Eukaryota; Viridiplantae; Streptophyta; Magnoliopsida; Asterales; Asteraceae.